AUGGCUAACUUCUUCUGCAAGGUCCUAUCAAAGAUUAUGAUAGAGAGGUUGGCUUGUCUUCUUCCUUGCUUGGUGUCAGAUGAGAAAGGGGUGUUUCAGAAAGGUAAGAUUAUCUCUGCAAACAUUGGUUUAGCUUCUGAACUUGCAAAUUUAUUAUAUACCUCUAUCAGGGGUGGUGGAAUGGGAAUUAAAGUAGAUGUGCAGAAGGCCUAUGACACCCUAAUUUUGAUUCUGUUGAAUGGUGGUCUGGUUGGGUUCUUUGGUGUGGAGCGUGGAUUGCGUCAAGGGGACCCAAUCUCCCCAAUGCUUUUUAUUCUUGUAGAGGAGGUGCUAAGCAGGGGCCUGUAUAGUCUUUUGAAGGAGGGGAAAUUAAAGGCUCUCCCUGGUCCAAGAGGGGUGAGUGUUCCUAGUCAUCUACUAUACGUAGAUGACAUAUUUAUCUUCAUGAACGCUGCAGCUAAACAUGUUCACUGUUUAAGAGAAUUUCUGCUCAAAUACCAAGAGUUUUUUGGUCAAAGUUUUAACUUGGAAAAAAGUAAGAUCUUCUUUAGUAAAGUUGCUCCUCAUGGGAAGAGAUUUAUUGCUGAUUUGUUGAACAUUCCCAUUUGUUCUCUACUAAUAAGGUAUCUUGGAGUAGAGAUCUUCAAAGGCAUUGUUAAGAAGGAUAGGAUGUUACCACUGAUGGACAAGAUUAAAGCUCGUAUGCAAGGAUGGAGGGGCAAACUGCUACCAAUUCAUAACUUUUUAGUUUAUUGGUGGCCUGAAUCUGUGAUCAUAAUAGUGGAGCGAUGGAUGAGGAACUUUUUGUGGUCAUGGGAUAUUGACACGGUGAAGAAAAUCUCUGUGAAAUGGGAAGAAGUAUGCAAGCCUAAGGCAGAAGGAGGUUUAGGGAUCAGAAGAUUAAGAGAUGUGAACUGUGCAGGGCUCAGUAAACUUGUGUGGCAGAUGAAACAUGAAAAAACUGCCUUUAGUAGUUUCUUAUGGGUGAGGUUUGUGAAUGAAGGAGGAGUUCUCAAGAAGGGGUAUAAAUCUUCCUUUGUGUUAAAAGGUAUAGCCAAGAUGUGGAACUUUGUCUCUGAAGCUGAGCGUUGA
This is a messenger RNA of Macadamia integrifolia, 1092 nucleotides long. RefSeq lists its product as uncharacterized. The record is from RefSeq and is a predicted model, not a curated record. The transcript is spliced from 2 exons. Bases 1 to 1092 code for a protein of 363 amino acids. NCBI's taxonomy places the organism in Eukaryota, Viridiplantae, Streptophyta, Magnoliopsida, Proteales, Proteaceae.